CGCCGCCGGCCUAUAGCACCGGAGCCGGACCCCCUCCGUGCGCGCGCUCCCUCCCUCCCCGUGCCCUGCCCACCCCGGCGGUCUCCUCUCCAGCCCUGCCAGAGCCAAUCCGCGGCUGGGUGUAAGUAGGGCAAGCCGCUUCCUGGUUCUCAGAAAGGAGGAGCUGGGAGUCGGAGUGGGCCAGCGGAGGCGGCAGGCGGGGGGUCAGAGCAGCCCAGAGAGCCGGCGGGGCUGCAGACGGGACCGAGUCCAGAGCGGGACCACCAGCGGUUUGGAGACCGGCGGAGAGCCAGCGGGGCGCGAGCUGCAGCCCACCGGGAGCCGUGACACCCCCCCACUCACUCCCUCCGGCCCAGAGCAACGCCAGAGCGGCGAGGAUUUAAAAAGAAGAAAUAGAAGAAGUACACAAGUCGGCAGGGUGGGACGCAGUAAUCCAGGAAGUGUGGAGGCCGGGUCAGGACAGGUGACACACCGGCGCUCAGGCCUCUGACCUCUACUGAUCGACCGGGGGGCCGCCGAGAAAGAAAGUGAGCGAAAGGCAGAAAGCAGGCUUCCAUCCACCUUUGGGUUUAUGGACUGGAGGUAGGAUUUACACCAAACAAUAAAGGUGGCGAUGUCUCCAGGAGAGGACGGUCUGAUUGGGAUCCCCUUCCCGGAGCACAGCAACGAGCUCCUGUCCCACCUCAAUGACCAGAGGAGGACGGGACUCUUGUGUGACCUCACCCUGACCUCGCGCGGCGCGCGCUACCCCACGCACCGCUCCGUCAUGGCCGCCGUCAGUCUCUACUUCCGCGGGCUGUUCGGGGCGGAGGAAGGUGACGGCGGCGGCGGAGGAGGCUUCAGCGUUUGCCAGCUGGACUGCGUGGAGCCCGACGCCUUGGACGCCCUGUUGGAGUUCGCCUACACCGCCACGCUGACCAUUCCCAGCUCCGGGAUGAAGGAUGUGCUGCGCGGGGCUCAGCUCCUGGGCAUCCAGUGCGUGGCCGACGCCUGCAGAGACAUCCUGGGCGAGAACGCAGAAACGGAGAAGGAGAUGGUGGAGGAGCAGAGACCCCAGCAGGUUGAUGCUGAGAGCAUGAUGGAGACCAGACUAGAGAAACCGUCCCGAAGAAAAACGGACAGGAAGAAGGUGAGAAAAGUUGGGUUGGGUCACAUCAGCUCCUCGCCUCUGAACCAUCUACCCACCUCCCCCGUCUCGCACCACUCGCCUGCAUCCGACAGCUUCCGCUCCCUGCCCUCCACCCAGCCGCCCAGCCCUGAGCACGACGAGCUCUUCCUCAGCCCCCGGCAGAACGGGGAUCCGAGGGAAAUCAGGGAGCCGGGAAGAGGGGUGACUUUAAACGGAAGGGUUCCUCACUGGCUGCAAGAACGACCUCAUUUAGCUCAUCCGCCUCCCCUGGCUCCCUUGAAUGACAAGCUGUCCGAGGAUGAGGAGAUGGAGGGCUUCGGCGCCGAGGGCGUGCUGAUCGGAAGCACCUCGAUGCCGACUUCUGUAGCCGAACAAGUUGCGGCCGCGUCAGUCACAGGAGGGGGGAGGAAGAGGAAGUCUCAGACCCCUCAGCAGUGUCCGGUCUGUCAGAAGAUCAUCCACGGAGCCGGAAAACUGCCGCGACACAUGAGGACGCACACAGGAGAAAAGCCCUUCCAGUGCACUGCCUGCGGAGUUCGCUUCACCCGCAAUGACAAGUUGAAGAUCCACAUGAGGAAGCACACCGGCGAGCGUCCCUACCCGUGCCCCCACUGCUCGGCGCGCUUCCUCCACUCCUACGACCUCAAGAACCACCUGUCCCUGCACAGCGGGGCGCGGCCCUUCGAGUGCCCGCUCUGCCACAAGGCCUUCGCCCGGGAGGACCACCUCCAACGGCACCGCAAGGGCCACAGCUGCCUGGAGCAGCGCACGCGCCGGCCCAGACGCGUGCCCGAGCAGAUGGAGGACGGGAGGGUGGACGGAGGCAUGAGGGAGCAGUCCAACCCGCUGGAGGCUCUGGCUCUGCAGGCCCACUCCUCCGCCUUCUUCACCCGCUCCAUGCUGGAAGGCGGGGGCGGGCCGGGCGCCGGCCCCCAGCUGAUGUUCGAUAGCGACGCAGAGAGGGAGCGGGUCCUCGCCCUUCAGGCUCUGGCCCAGCUCGGCCCUCACAGGCUGGCCGCCUACCCCGAGUUCAUCCUGCGAGGGCUGGAAAUGAGAGUCGGCAGAGAGGCGGAGGGAGAACACCCCGGGAGGAUCCGCACGCCGCCCGCACAGCGGAACCAGACAGCCCAUGAAGUUGGAGAGGAAAAUGGAGAAAAGGAAGCGGAAGAAGAGGAAUGGUAAAAGAUGAAUCCAUGGUGUAGAAUCUAUGGUUAAAUUUAAAAAAAAAUAAAAAAUCACUCAGGUGGCUGGACUAAUGACCUGCUGCUCCAUACAGAGAGCACUUAAAACAAAACUAGAUAAUAUCAAAAGGAAAAAAAAAGGAAAACGGGUUUUCUGAGAUGUUUUAAAUGUUUGUCUUCUGGUUGUUGGCAUUUGAUUUGUUUAUGAAUUUAAUUCCUUGUUUGCUGUUUAAGUUCAGCUCCUUUAGAUUUGAACUGUUUCUCCGUACUUUGAUUUAGAUGUUGUUUUCUAGCUGGUGUGUGUUGAGUGUGUGGGUCGUUGGGGGAUGCUUUUCACUAUGCAAACUAAAAUGCAGGCAUAGCGGGACAUUCGGAGAUCUGUAUUUUAGCUACAACUUAAGUUGAUUCAGGUGCAAUUCAGAAAUCAUAUCACAUCGAGAUUGCAAAGAAUGCAUUAGUGUGUGCUCUGUCCUCUGGUGGUGACCAGUGGAAGCGCAGUUUGUGUUGAAAUGUGCAUUGUAAGCAAUAAUCCCACCUGUUCCAGUUAGUGGUCGAGCCCAUGUUUUGAUUUGGUGCUUAAACCAAAGACUUUUUUGUUUUCUCGCAGGGAGAGGAGGGCGGUGAACUGUAGCCAAUGUUGGGGUCAAAGAGACGUCUCUUCCCGACAGUUUUGAUAGCCAUGAGAAAGAAUCUGCUUCCAUUUUUUUUGAGUGUUUCAGGGCUGCAGAGCUCUGUGUUUGAUGCCUGACCAAAAGAGACAAAAGUCUGGGUCAAAGAGUUGAUGUGAUUAAUGUUGAAGACAGCUUUUUUUUUUUUUUGUUAUUUGGAAGAUAUGGAUUUCAGUCUUCCAUUGCACUCAUUGGGGUUCUUUGUUUGGAAAAUAGAAAAUAAAAAAAGGAGGGGGGCAAGGUAAAGAUGAUGAAUGACAUGACAUGCCCUCUUUUCUCUAUUUAUUUAUUUAUUCUUAUUUAUUGUGGCUUUUCUGCUGAAACUCUUGUGUAAGACCAAAUCCAGGGUUGGACCCAGAUCAUAACUCAUUCCUAAUUUAAGUCUUACUAGAAGCUGCAUUCUGCUGCAAAUAUUGUUUGCUCAACAUCUCCACGUACCUGAGCGCCUGUUUAAACAAGCUGAGUGUCUUCUUUUGGCCGUUCUUCCUCACGCGCAUUCUUUGCACAAGUGACCCCCGUCAGGUUCUGCAAUAUCUCAGAUACAUUCCAUCCUUCAGGGUAGAGAGAAGGGAAGAGAGGAAACUUGGUACACACAAUGACUCCUCUGCAUGAUUUUUUUGUUAUUUGUUUGUUUUUUUGGGAAUUGAACAUCUGUGUCACAUGUUAUUCAAUGGCUGUUCUAAUCCAAAGGGGCCCAUUAUCCUUUAAAUCAUCUGGUUUUGACCAAAGACUUUUAAGUCUAUCCAUGCUUUCUUUUUUCCAGUACAUUAACCCCGCUGCAACCAUCGGUCACUUUAAAUGACAGCGGUUGUUUGUUGGUUUUUUUUUCUUUUUUUAAAUGCAUUUUUUUCAUAUUAUAUUAUUUCCAGUCCUCCUGAAAUCUGGCAGAGCGUGCUGUAUCAGUUGUGCUGGUCUGGCCUUGUGGCCUUGUCUGCUCCUUUGUUGUGUAGUAAAUCUUUUUUCCAGCUUAUUUGCACUAUGAGAUUUGAGAGCUUCAUGCUGUUGUUGUCUUGACCUUCAAUAUUUAGUCCAUUAACUCACUCAGUACCAUUUAAAAUUGUGAUUAACGAUACGUCUUUAAAUCCCACAUUCAUGCUAUUCCUUCUGCAUAGUAGCGUUUUAGUCAAAUAUAUAUAUAUAUAUAUAUACAUUGGGAUGAAGUUGCCUUAGUUUUUUUUUUUUUUUGUGCUGCAACUAUUCUCAGGAAAUCUUGAGCAAUGCACUAAGUGAUUAUUGAGUUAAUAUCAAAUGGGAAGAGACUGUUUGGUGCUGUCGGGUGAUUGACGCUCUUCUUGCAAAUGUAAUGCCAGUAGUUUGAAAAUAUUACGUUUUAUAGAUUUUGUAUUAUUUCAUCUGACGUUUUUUUAAGAUAAAAAAACGAACGAAUGAAACCUAGAGAUAACAGUAGUGAAAGUAAACUACUGGCCUUACUGGAACCAGACGUACUGGAAAGACAGUACGACGGUUGGUCCUGUGCAUGAAGGGUGUUGGUGCUACCCAUCAGAGCUUUAUGAAUGAAUGAAUGAAUGAAUGAAUGAGGGUUAAUUGAUGCCAGCUGUGAAAUGUGUGUUUCUAUGUGAGCUGUUUGUUUUCUUGGCUUUGGUGAAGGGACACGGGGGUUCGGUCUCCUGAGGAGAGACCCCACUUUCAGGGAUACAAUUUUGUCUUUCAGGUUUUAGUGGACUUUCUCAGAGAUAUGAAUUCAUUUUCCCAUGAUUUGUUUCAGUUCAUGUUAAGAAAAUAAAGAUAUCUAAGCUUGCCUUUA
This is a messenger RNA of Salarias fasciatus (jewelled blenny), 4743 nucleotides long. RefSeq names its product zinc finger and BTB domain containing 7B (gene zbtb7b). Gene Ontology annotation, molecular function: RNA polymerase II cis-regulatory region sequence-specific DNA binding; DNA-binding transcription factor activity, RNA polymerase II-specific; protein binding. NCBI's taxonomy places the organism in Eukaryota, Metazoa, Chordata, Actinopteri, Blenniiformes, Blenniidae. Bases 614 to 2311 code for a protein of 565 amino acids. Gene Ontology annotation, biological process: regulation of transcription by RNA polymerase II; positive regulation of gene expression. The transcript has 4 exons. The record is from RefSeq and is a predicted model, not a curated record.